Messenger RNA from Cornus florida, 4296 nucleotides. RefSeq lists its product as uncharacterized. The coding region runs from base 145 to 4011 and encodes 1288 amino acids. Gene Ontology annotation, molecular function: metal ion binding; protein binding. The record is from RefSeq and is a predicted model, not a curated record. The transcript has 3 exons. NCBI's taxonomy places the organism in Eukaryota, Viridiplantae, Streptophyta, Magnoliopsida, Cornales, Cornaceae.
GUCAUUUAUCAAUUUUCUUUGUCUAGCCUUUGAAGCAACGACCGAUUGAAAUUUCAAAGAAACGACCUUCCAUAAUCUUUAAAUAACCCUUGCUGUUUCUAUAAUUUGUAUUCAAUUUUGCUUUUUCUGGUGGAGAUAGCAAAGAUGUUAGAGAAGAUCGGAUUGCCGCCAAAGCCUGCCCUGAGAGGGAACAAUUGGGUGGUUGACGCCUCACAUUGUCAAGGAUGUUCCUCGCAGUUCACAUUCAUCAAUCGCAAGCACCACUGCCGUAGGUGUGGGGGCUUGUUUUGCAAUAGUUGUACCCAGCAAAGAAUCUUAUUACGUGGACAAGGUGAUUCACCAGUACGAAUUUGUGAACCCUGUAAAAAACUUGAAGAGGCAGCACGUUUUGAAUUGCGACAUGGAAACAAGAAUAGAUCGGGCAGAGGUUCAAAAUUGACAUCUAGAUCUGAUGAUGAAGUUUUAAAUCAGAUUCUGGGUAAUGAUGGAAAGGGAUUGGUUUCAUCAGGACGAGGAUCUGCCACUGACAUGGUUUCCAGUAUCCAUAGGGCAACAAGCAGUGCAUCAUGUUCGAAUGUUCAAGAAGUUGCCACUCAGGAUGAGGGAGGAGAAAUUCUUAGAAGUCUCUCUGUCGAGGAGCCUAAUAACAUGCUGAUGGAGAUGGGAUCUGCUAGUCCUGAAGAAUUGCGCCAACAAGCUGUGGACGAAAAAAAGAAAUACAAAAUUUUGAAAGCAGAAGGAAAAUCUGAAGAAGCUCUAAGAGCCUUCAAAAGGGGAAAAGAGCUUGAGCGGCAGGCUGGAGCUUUGGAACUAUCGUUAAGAAAAAAUCGUAAAAGGGCUUUGUCGUCAAUCAACAUGAUUGAAAUCCAGAAAAUCAAAGAUGACCCUAACAACUCUGGCAGAAAAAAUCCACUCCCUCCUCAGAAGAGUAAAGAAAAAGAUGACCUUGCUGCAGAACUCAGAGAUUUGGGGUGGUCUGAUAUGGAUAUGCAUAAUGCAGACCAAAAAAAGGCAAGCAUGAGUUUGGAGGGUGAACUUUCUACUCUGCUCGGAGAAGUCUCUCAAAAACCUAAGACAGAAAAGAGAGCUGGUGGCAUUGAUAAGGCCCAGAUCAUUGCUCAUAAGAAAAAGGCUCUUGCUUUGAAGCGUGAAGGGAAACUGGCUGCAGCAAAGGAAGAACUGAAGACUGCAAAAGUUCUUGAAAAGCAACUUGAGGAACAGGAAUUCUUGGCAGAGUUUGAAGAUUCUGAUGACGAGCUUUCCUCUUUGAUUCGUAGUAUGGAUGUUGAUAAACAAGAAGACUUGUCAAUCAGGCAUGAACUAGGUACUGGUUUUGAUGUUGAUGACCUGGGGGGCCUUGGUGAUGAUCUUGGUAUUGAUAAUAAUUUUGAAGUGACUGAUGGGGACAUGGAUGACCCGGAAAUGGUCGAUGCCUUAAAAUCAUUAGGUUGGACUGAGGAAGGUACUCAUCCUGAAGAAGUUGAGCCCCAGCUUGUCCCUAUUGAUAAGGAAGCAUUGUUAAGUGAAAUUCAGUCCUUGAAAAGGGAAGCUGUUAAUAAAAAAAGGACAGGUAAUAUUGCGGAGGCAAUGGCAUUGUUAAAGAAGGCAAAAGGACUUGAAAAGGACCUUGACAACUACGAUUCUCAAGGAACUAAUUUUAUUGAACAUUCAAACAAGGUGGGAGUGAGAAAUGUCGACGGAAGAAAAGAUAUGGACCGUAACCUGCCACCAAAGAGUAGAGGACUGAUUCAGAAAGAGCUUUUGGCCCUGAAAAAGAGGGCUCUUGCUUUGAGAAGGGAAGGUCGAUUAGAGGAGGCAGAUGAAGAGUUGAAGAAAGGGAAGGUUCUUGAGCAGCAGCUUGAAGAGAUGGAUAAUGCUUCAAAGUUUAAAGUAGCACAGGUAAACAUGAGUGAUAAGCAUGCUGAUGAUUUUUCUACUAUUGAUCUUGAAGGAGAAGGGGAUGUGACAGAUCACGACAUGCAUGAUCCAACAUUUCUUUCACUUCUUAGUAACUUGGGUUGGAAGGAUGAAGAGGAUGAACAUGUGGCUGUUCCAUCUAAAGCUUCUAAGGAAAGUGAAACUCCUCCUUUAAAGAUCAGUGAUACCUCUGUUACUCAAGCCCCUACUACCAUCCAGGUUGGGGCAUCUAGAAGAAGUAAAGGUGAAAUCCAGAGGGAACUCUUAGGCUUAAAAAGAAAGGCGCUUUCUCUAAGACGCCAAGGGGAGACCGAGGAGGCGGAUAAAGUUCUGGAAAUGGCAAAAGUAUUAGAGGCACAGUUGGCAGAGAUUGAAGUGCCAAACAAGGAGGUCCGGGUUGAAAUAGAUAGAAGAAUGGGAAAUGAGAUAAUCAGUUCUCCCCUUAAAACUACAGUUGAUGAAAGAGAUGUGUCAGAAGAAGAUAUGCAUGAUCCAGCACUGCUCUCAGUGAUGAAGAAUUUGGGGUGGAACGAUCAAGUUGAAACUGUAACCAUGCAAGCAGAACAUUCUAAACCAACUGCUAGUAGUUCUGUACAUUCUGAUGACCUAUCCAUGGUCCCAUCCUCUCCAGAAGUUCUUGUUGUUCCACCAAAAAGGAGCAAUCGGGAUAUUCAAAAGGAAAUUUUGGGGUUGAAAAGAAAGGCUCUUGCCCUUAGACGAAAAGGAGAAACUGAAGAAGCUGAGGAAAUUCUGAGAACUGCGACAUUAUUAGAGGCCCAAAUGGAAGAAGUAGAAGCCCCCAAGAAAGAACAACCGUUUGACGGUUCAAAUGAUAAAGAACCUCAGAGUUUUGGGCCUCAAAGUGUGAAGGAUGGUGUGGAAGUAAAUAAAGGGACAACACAGGCAGCAGUCGGUCAGAAUAGAAAAGAUGUUGAGAGGCCCACAAGUUUAGGAUGGAAUGAAAAGGGUACAAAUAAUCCUCCUCCAAGGAUUUCUGAUAUUUCAAUUCCUGUAAUGGCCCGGUUAGAAGAUUUAGGUCCUCCAGGUGAAACAAGAAAAGCAGAAGGCACUGGAUUCAUUCUUCCAUCAGGUCAGUCCGCAAGCAUAAUGGAUUUGCUUACCGGUGAUGAUUGGAGAAAUUCUCAAUCAUCUGAGAAAAAUGUUGAAGAUUGGGGCAGUCAAGAGAGUGUUGCAUAUGGAAAACGAGAAGAAACAGUUGAUUUGAACGAGAAGCCACAUAUGGAUGAAUCAAAUUCAGUUCAUUUGACUGUUUCUCAGAAUGACCAAGCUUCUCUCCGACAAGAAAUUCUGGCACAAAAAAGGCGGGCAGUUGCUCUCAAGAGAGAAGGGAAAUUGGCGGAAGCUAGGGAGGAACUUCGGCGGGCAAAACUCUUAGAGAAGUCUCUGGAGGAUGUCAAUAAUCCCCAACCUGGUAGUGGUUCUAGUUCUGUAUCAAUCUCCACUCCCAAUGCUGCUUCAAGUGGACAAAAAGAGCAUAGUUCAUCAAAUUUGGCUCCAAGACCCCCUGGUUCUAGUUCGGUAUCAAGGUCUACUCUCGAUGUUGCUUCCAGUGGACAAAAAGGGCAUAGUUCAUCAAAUUUGGCUCCAAAACCCUUGUCCAGUCGUGAUCGUUUCAAGAUUCAACAGGAGUCUCUCAGCCAUAAGCGGCAGGCACUGAAGCUGCGAAGGGAAGGUCGAACGGAAGAAGCAGAUGCUGAGUUUGAAUUAGCGAAGGCUCUUGAAACUCAGUUGGAGGAGUUGGCUGGCCAUAAUUCCACGAAAUCUUCUGUUAGUGGAGCAGAACCAGUUGAUGAUGUUGGUGUUGAAGAUCUUCUUGAUCCUCAACUUCUGUCUGCUUUGAAAGCAAUAGGUUUGGAAGAUGCUAGUAUUGUAUCCCGAGGCCCUGAAAAACCAGAGCCAGCAAAACCCGUUGUGGUUAAGAGUGAAAAUUCUAUCCAGGAGAGAAUUGAACUGGAGGGGAGGAUUAAGGCGGAGAAGGUAAAGGCAGUAAACUUGAAACGUUCUGGAAAGCAAGCUGAAGCCUUGGAUGCUCUUCGGCGAGCCAAAAUGCUUGAAAAGAAGCUGAAUUCUUAGUUUUACACACACAGAGAAUCAUGUCAUUUCCUUGCAAAGUUGGAGUGAGGCUACUGUGGAAGAAUGGCUUGGGCCAUGAUGAGUAGAAGUAAAAGAUAUAAAAAUUAUUGAAGAAUUCAGGCUUCUUGGGGGAGUUGUAUACUAAUAACAUGUAACAACAUAUUGUUACAUUUUUCUUACGAACAAUUUCGAAAAUGUUAAUUUGAAAAAGAUUGUUGGAGAUGUAUGGGUUAGGUUGUGUGAAUUGUGAUAAUUAAAAUCAAGAAAGUAUGGUUUGUUCGAGCA